CUCUUCCUUACUUGGUCAUCUCCCGGGGGCUGCGCUUUAAGAGAGCGGCAAAGUUUCGGUGGGUGAACCGAAGCUGGAUCCAUGUGACCCUGAAGCAGGAGAAAUAAACUUGACAUGAAUCGGGCUUUCCAGGAGGACGUUGGGCGCUUCGCCGUUUUACGUGCUGACCGUUGGGAGCCGUACGCUCAACGGUCACUGAUGCCUCUGAGCGCGGGGUCGCUUCCCACCUGCGCGGUCGCUUCCCACCCGCGCGCCAGCUGAAAGCUAGGGGCAUUACUGGCAUUUAAAGGGGAGGAGAGUGCGCGGUGUGCGGGGCCACGCCUCUACGGAGUUUAGGAAGGAGUCUGCAGGCUUACGAGGCGCGCACACUUCCCAGAGUAUAUGCAAAUAUUUUAGUAAGCCGCGGUCUCCGAGAACCCUUUAGAGGGAGGUGGUUCUGCUCAGAAAUGUCGCCCGAGGGGACUUUCCACCGAAAACGUCCCCAACGUGCCCAGAACGCGCCCCAGUCUAGACAGGUGCAAGAUGUUUUGUGCGGUCACGCCUCGGCCACCACUCUCCAAAAACGGCCGCUUAAAGGCGGUAAGUGCUAAGGUAUCCAGCGCAAGAGGAAGCCUGCAUGUGGAAGGGGUUGCAGGGCGGAACUUAGAAGCCCAAGGCGGCCCGCCCCUUCCAAAGAGCCUGCGGUCCCGCGCGACACCGCAGCGAGCGGCGUUUGCCGCCGGCGCCCAAUCAGCUCUCUUCCUGGGUCUGUGACGGCGUUCGGCCCCGCCCCCUCGAGGGCGAUAAAAGGCCACAGAAAAGGCGCAGCUGAGUGCACUGCGCGCCGCCCUGCUCCCCGGCACCGCCUCCAGGAUGAAGAACCCAAUGCUGGAGGCGGUGUCACUAGUGCUGGAGAAGCUGCUCCUUAUCUCCAACUUCAAGCUCUUCAGUUCAGGCGCCCCGGGCGAAGACAAGGCAAGGAACACUUUCUAUGAGAUCAACUCUUUUCUCCGCGGCGACGUUCUGGAGGUGCCUCGGACCCACCUGACACACUAUGGCAUCUACCUGGGCGACAACCGUGUCGCCCAUAUGAUGCCCGACAUCCUGUUGGCCCUGACUGACGACAAGGAGCUCACGCAGAAGGUGGUCUCCAACAAGCGUCUCAUCCUGGGCGUCAUUGGCAGGGUGGCCAGCAUCCGCGUGGACACAGUGGAGGACUUCGCCUACGGAGCCGACAUCCUGGUCAAUCACCUGGAUAGGUCCCUCAAGAAGAAGGCGCUGCUCAACGAAGAGGUGGCGCGGAGGGCGGAGAAGCUGCUGGGCAUGACUCCCUACAGCCUGCUCUGGAACAACUGCGAGCACUUCGUCACCUACUGCAGGUUCGGCACCGCGAUUAGCCCCCAGGCCGACAAGUUUUGUGAGAAUGUGAAGAUAAUUAUUCGUGAUCAGAGAAGUGUUCUUGCUUCGGCAGUCUUGGGAUUGGCAUCUAUAGUCUGUCUGGGUUUGGCAUCAUAUACUGCCCUUCCUGCAAUUUUUAUUCCAUUCUGCUUAUGGAUGGCUGGCUAACUUCAUACCCUCGUUUCAGUGUGUGUAUUCUGUGUGUAGAUAUGUUUAUAUUUAUAGAGCACAAAUCAGUAUAAGCAUCAUUGAGAAAAAUGUGACCUGUAAUACUGAGUCCUGGAUAAAAAUGUGAUUAAGAAUCACACAAAGUGCUUACCGUGUAAGCCCAAGAACAAUGGCUUUCUGAAUCUUCCCAGGCAGUUCCAUUUCAAAGCACUGCGAAUCUUGGAAACAUGACAGCUUGUGCUAGAAUUCUCCAUUACAAGAAAAUCAGCCCCUAAGAUGAUGGCCGCAGGAGAUUAUUUGUGUUAUUUUUUUUCUCUGUAAUCAUUGUUCUUCUCUGUUAAUCCUAAAUUAGAAGAUUGGAAAAUUUACUGAACGAGACCACUAACUUUAUUGUAAAUUUAUUCUGUUUCAUUGAAAAAUUAUACUAAACUAAAAAAAUUUCCCUUAUCAAAACAUGUUUGAUGAUUGGCCAAAAAAAAAAAUCACAAUUUUUUCAUGUAUUAUAUAUAAUUUCCAAUAGGUCAA
Balaenoptera musculus (blue whale) is the source of this 2070-nucleotide messenger RNA. It is a transcript of the gene LRAT, whose product is annotated as lecithin retinol acyltransferase. Lineage: Eukaryota; Metazoa; Chordata; Mammalia; Artiodactyla; Balaenopteridae. The coding region runs from base 853 to 1545 and encodes 230 amino acids. The transcript has 3 exons. The record is from RefSeq and is a predicted model, not a curated record. Gene Ontology annotation, biological process: retinol metabolic process. Gene Ontology annotation, molecular function: phosphatidylcholine-retinol O-acyltransferase activity.